Molecule: messenger RNA, 1014 nt
Organism: Penicillium macrosclerotiorum
Lineage: Eukaryota; Fungi; Ascomycota; Eurotiomycetes; Eurotiales; Aspergillaceae
Gene: gpdA
Product: glyceraldehyde 3-phosphate dehydrogenase GpdA
Exons: 6
Coding region: 1-1014 (337 amino acids)
Biological process (GO): glucose metabolic process
Molecular function (GO): NADP binding; NAD binding; oxidoreductase activity, acting on the aldehyde or oxo group of donors, NAD or NADP as acceptor
Source: RefSeq, a predicted model, not a curated record
AUGGUCCCCAAGGUCGGUAUCAACGGUUUCGGUCGUAUUGGCCGCAUUGUCUUCCGCAAUGCCAUUGCCGCCGGCAAUGUCGAUGUCGUCGCUGUCAACGACCCCUUCAUUGAGGUCCACUACGCUGCCUACAUGCUCAAGUAUGACAGCACUCACGGCCAGUUCAAGGGUACCAUCGAGAUCGAUGGCACCACCGGCCUGAUUGUCAACGGCAAGAAGAUCCGCUUCUACGCUGAGCGUGACCCUGCCGCCAUCCCCUGGUCCGAGACCGGCGCUGCCUACGUCGUCGAGUCCACCGGUGUCUUCACCACCCAGGAGAAGGCCGGCCUGCACUUGAAGGGUGGUGCCAAGAAGGUCAUCAUCUCCGCCCCCUCUGCCGAUGCCCCCAUGUUCGUCAUGGGUGUCAACAACGACUCCUACACCUCCGACAUCAACGUCCUCUCCAACGCCUCUUGCACCACCAACUGCCUGGCUCCCCUCGCCAAGGUCAUCAACGACAACUUCGGUCUCGUUGAGGGUCUGAUGACCACCGUCCACUCCUACACUGCCACCCAGAAGACCGUCGAUGGUCCCUCCGCUAAGGACUGGCGUGGUGGCCGCACUGCGGCCCAGAACAUCAUCCCCUCCUCCACUGGUGCCGCCAAGGCUGUCGGCAAGGUCAUCCCUGCCCUGAACGGCAAGCUGACUGGCAUGUCCAUGCGUGUCCCCACCUCCAACGUUUCCGUCGUUGACCUGACCUGCCGCAUCGAGAAGGCUGCCACCUACGAUGAGAUCAAGGCCACCAUCAAGAAGGCCUCCGAGAACGAGCUCAAGGGCAUCCUCGGCUACACCGAGGACGACAUCGUCUCCACUGACCUGAACGGUGAUGACCACUCCUCCAUCUUCGAUGCCAAGGCCGGUAUCGCCCUGAACUCCAACUUCAUCAAGCUGGUCUCCUGGUACGACAACGAGUGGGGCUACUCCCACCGUGUUGUUGACCUGAUCUCCUACAUCGCCAAGAUCGAUGGCCAGUAG